AUGACCAAUGCGUUGUCUAAAUCAGGCGGCGCACAAGGUGAUUCUAACUCAGCCGUCACAAAUAACGAAAAUGAAGAUUCCGCCACGGAAACUACACCAUCAAAGACUAUCUCAAAGUCGAAAAGUUUCAUAAGCAGAAAGUUUUCCUCCAAUUCACUUUUCGCUCAACAGACGCCACUGAAUUCACUGCCUCCCCCACCUCCGCCAACGAAGCCUGCCGCUGUAACAAUGCAGCUGCCCUCAAAAUUACUAAGGUCGUCUCCUGUACCUUCACAGAGGAACAUUCUUGCAUCAUCAUCAUCGUCAUCGUCAUUAAACACAUCAACUUCAACGCUACAGGCGUCUCCGGUAACAAAGGCAUCGCCGAAAGUUCCUGCAUUACAACCACCUCCUCCUUUAACUCCACCAUCUGCUAGUUAUCGACUUCCUAGAUCGGGAUCUUCACAUGCUUCACUAUCAUCUUAUUCUUCGAUACCAAGUGCAAGCUCGAUAUCGACAAAUGCAUCAAUUAAUAGCGGUAACAGCAAUAACAACAAUAAUAACAACAACAAUGACAAACUUAUACAAACCCUACUAAAGCGAUACAAGAAGUUGGAACUAGCAUUGAACAAGUUUAAUUCGAAAAAGUAUAAUCACAACUCCAAUAGCAGCAAAACCGUGAAUGGAGCUAUAAUGAAGGGAAACUUACUUCGAACAUCGUUAAUUCCAUUUUUGAGAAGUGCAAAUCAGUUGGACCAGUUUUUCGCCAAAGACUCCAAGGUUUAUAAAAGUUUGUCUUGUGUUGUAUUGGCUAUAUUGAUUAAAUGGUGGAAUUCAUUGAUUGGAAAUUUGAGAUUUACUGCCAAUUUAUCGGCAGCUUCCACAGGGGCUGCAAAAUCGUCAUCAUCCACUUCAGGCUCGUUUUCCCACUCUUUGAUAUCCAGUGCUGAGCCUAUUCAUUUCACUAGCAUACCUGCUUCUGAUCGUAAUGCUUAUUUGGAGUGUGUUUCGCGGAUUAUUUCACGAGACGAUUGGGUCUACUACGAUGAAUUCAAUGAUUACCAAGUCUUACUCACUACAACAUUGGACUUCUGUAUUGAUAAAUUGACUACAUUGAAAACGAUAUCAGGUCCAAUGGCAGCAUUUAUUGGAAAAGUUUUUGCCUUUAGUUUUUUCAAGAUUCCCAACGUUUCAAAUGCAUUGUUGUUUUUACUUAAUGUGAAGCAAAUUACUCUAGAAUCUUGUGUCAAGACUUUGCCAAGUCCCAGCACUCAUGAUUAUCGAGAGUUGUACAGUAUUUUUCCUAAGCACUUGCAUCACUUGAUUGAUUUCCAAGGUUUAACAAAUUUGUCAGACAAGGGACAAAAAUGUUUUAUGAAUUGCACACCACCACCCAAACAUCCUGUUGAUGGAAUCAAGAACCCCAAUGGUGAUUGGGUUAGACGCUGGUGUGGAUCUGACUCUAAUGUUUUCAACUCAUUUUUGCGUCAUUAUAUUGAAAUUGUUCAAAAGAGUUUGCUACCGGUCAUUGAUGAUGAUGUGAUGGUUUUGUUAAAAUGUCCUGGAUUUAGUGUCAUCUUGAGUCAUAUUUAUCAGAUUUUUCAUAUUGCCAUUACUCGAAUCACUAGUUCUGCUAAGCCAAGCUUUACAAACAUCACCAAGAAUGCUCCACUUCCACCAGUACCUACCAUGGCAAAUCGUAAACGGGAUGAGAAUUCAGAAGGUGCACCUGCACCGCCUCCGUCUCCUCCACCGCCACAUAAUACCUUCAACUCCAAUGGCCAACGAUUCAAAUCACCUGUACCGCCACCACCUCCACAAUUCAACAUAAAUAUCAAGCAAAGUGACAUGUACUAUAAUUCAAUAAUCAAGAUAUUCAAGACUGUGCGUGAUGUGAUUUACUGUGCUACACUUGAGAAUAAAUCCAUUGACUGUAUAAGUGCCAGUGUGGUCAAGAUUAUAGACUUGUGCUUGAUCUCAAUAGCAAAAGAGGUGACCAUCUAUGAUUUUAACAAGAAUGGAUUGAUUCUAGGUAUUGUUCUUGAAUUUGUCAACCAUAUUGAAAACAAUAUAUCCAACGAGGUGAAAUAUCUCAUCAGUUGGGAGUUUUGGUUAAGUUGUAAUUACAUGAUGAUUAGUCACUCGGAUCACGUACAAAGUUUGUUGAAGAACUUUGCAUUUCUUUUCAAUAUAUGGGAUAUGAUUCCCGAUGCAUUGUGCUCAUUUGUUAAACCGCAACGCCUGGAGUUUGGGCUCAUUGGUAGUAUUGAUGACGAGAAUUAUAAAUGGAUAACAAAUACGGAAGAUUCAUUCAAGUUGAAUUUCAUAAACUAUAUCAUCAGCGAUGAUAUGUUCCGCACCUUGUUUGUCCAUUGGAACCCACUAGUAAGAUCAUACUAUAUCAAGUUUUUGGUUUGGAGAAUUAUUGGCGUUAAUAACUAUCAGUCAUCAGCAACAAUACAAGUGACGAGAAAUUUGCAAUACAAAUUGGAUCAAUCUCUUGAGGCAUUGCAGACGUAUACGAUGAAGAUGUGUAAUGAACACAAUCGAAAAGAAUGUGGUGGUGACACCAGCUGGAGUCAAAAGUUUACGUUAAAUUUUAAACCUGAUAAACCCUUGGUUAAUCGAAAAUUUGGUAUUUUACCUGUUAGUGCUCGCGAUGAUUACUUGUCCAUUGGUAACAAUAGCAGCUACGAUGAUCAACCACAAGAUAUGUUUAUGGCUUCAGCCGCUGCCACUUCAUUAUCGAAAUCAUCAGAAUUGAGAAAGACACAUGCAUUUGAAAUUUUCGAUGAAGCCAUUUACACCUGUGCUACGGUGCCACCUGUUUUGAGCGAUUCAACUAACAAUGAAGCUGAUGGGUCAAGAAGGGGCUCCUCUUCGUCGUCAAAUUCGGUGGCAGGCUCAAUAGGAUCAAAGGGAACGUCAUUGGUUAGUUCUAUUGGGAGAUUGUUACGUAUUGUUUCUGACGAUAAUGAUGAUGAGGAUGAUAAGAUGGUUGAUCCGAAGGAAGUUUUGGCAAAUCGGCCUGACAAUAAUGGUCAAACUGGUGGAAACGACAUUACUCGCAACUCAGAAUCAUCUACUUCAUUAUCAACGACAAAUUCAUUCAAGUCACGCUCAUCGUCGCCCAGUAUUAUGUCAUUCAGGUCGACUCCUACAUCGGUCACUGAGUCCUCAUCUACAAGGUCCGAUAAUGAGUCAGUUUACUCUCUUGAUACGAUCAAGUUGAACAAUUCAUUACAAGAUGCAAGUUUUGGCGCCCAACAAAGAAUGCAGCAAUCGGGUCAAGGCAAGUCCCCUUUGACAAAGAAGAAGCUGUCUCAGUUGCAACAAUCAUAUAAUAUACAACCGCCUGAAUUGGCUCGAUUACCGCCAGAGAUUGUUCGUCCAAUUUUCAAGUUUGAUAUUAUUGUAUGUCAUGAAUCGGUUAAUGAGAAAUUUCAAAUUAUCAAUCAUAAAAAUUCAUUGGUUCGUCAACAAAUGUUUUAUAAUUCGGAUGGUCAUUUGCCAUCAAUGUCAUCGAGAACUACAGCUACAAGCUCGUCUUCGUCUGGAUCGGGUUCAAGUUCGAGAUCCAACAAUAACAACACCAACAACAACAACAACAACAGCAACAACUUGUCCAAAUCCACCGUGUUGUAUUUUCCUCAUCAUCCACAACUUCCAUACAUUUCAUUAUUCAUCAAUACUGAUUUAUACAAUAACAAGAUGGUUUAUAUAAAUGAAGAAGAAGAUGGAAUAUUUCUUGAAGAGUAUUACACUCAAGAUGUGUCAAAUUCAAACAUAUCUUCAUCGAGUUUAGAUCCUGUUUCUGGAACUAGAUCCUAUCAUCCAGCCAGGAAGAUAAAGUCUUCCGUGUUUUCAAAUACCUCAUCAUCGUCAAUGACCACCAUGAUUAAUUUAGGUAAAUCAAUUAAUGAGUUGAAUUUGACCAUUGAUGAAUUUAGAAAGUACUUGAAUAACCGGAUUGAUGCUGAUGCAUUGUAUCUGAGUGCUGGGUAUAGUGACACUGAUUCAAGCGCCGUUGAAGGUGUGGAGUUUCCUGUAUUUAGUGGAAUUGAUGACAGUGAAGAGAAUGUGGGUGGCGAUACUAGCGGUUGUGGUAGUGCCAAUCUGAGUGGAGUCAAAUCAUUUACUGUUCGAGGUAAGGAUUUCAAUGAAUUUAUUUAUUUCAAACGAAUUAUUCCGUUUUUAAGUGUUGAUUCAAGUAAUGAAAUGAAGUUGUUGAAUGCAAAUUAA
This is a messenger RNA of Lodderomyces margitis, 4221 nucleotides long. RefSeq lists its product as uncharacterized. Bases 1 to 4221 code for a protein of 1406 amino acids. The transcript has a single exon. The record is from RefSeq and is a predicted model, not a curated record. Lineage: Eukaryota; Fungi; Ascomycota; Pichiomycetes; Serinales; Debaryomycetaceae.